Molecule: messenger RNA, 2764 nt
Organism: Hevea brasiliensis (rubber tree)
Lineage: Eukaryota; Viridiplantae; Streptophyta; Magnoliopsida; Malpighiales; Euphorbiaceae
Product: protein CROWDED NUCLEI 4-like
Exons: 6
Coding region: 131-2764 (877 amino acids)
Biological process (GO): nucleus organization
Cellular component (GO): nucleus
Source: RefSeq, a predicted model, not a curated record
GAUCAAAGCCUCUUCUGAAGCAGCUGAACUAAAACAAAAGAGUGAUCAAGCUGCACACUUGUCUGCUUUAGCUGAAGCAAGAAAAUGAGAAGAAAGUUUAAAGAAGGCUUUGGGAGUUGAGAAAGAGUGUAUGACAAGUAUUGAGAAGGCCUUGCAUGAGAUGCAUGCUGAAUCUGCUGAAACCAAGGCCUUGCAUGAGAUGCAUGCUGAAUCUGCUGAAACCAAGUUUGCUGCUGAAUGUAAAUUGGCUGAUGCACGUAGGAUGGUUGAAGUUGCGCAGAAAAAAUACAUGGAUUCUGAGGCAAAACUGCUUGCUGCAGAAGCUUUACAAGCAGAAGCUAGCCAGUAUCGUCGAGCUGCAGAAAGAAAGCUCAAGGAAGUUGAAGCACGUGAAGAUGAUCUUGGCAGGCGUGUCACCGCUUUCAAAGCUGAUUGUGAUGCAAAAGAGAAGGAGAUUGUUAUUGAGAGACAAACUUUGAGUGAGAGACGGAAAGUUCUGUGGCAGGAACAUGAAAGGUUACUUGAUGGACAAGCUUUGCUGAAUCAGAGGGAGGAUUAUGUUGCUAGCAAAUGUCAAGAGCUAAAUCGUCUGGAAAAGGAGUUGGAGAACUCAAAAACAAGGAUUGAGAAGGAACUUAGAGACUUGCAUGACAAGAAAUCCAACUUGGAGCUGACUGUGGCUUCCUCGACUCAAAGAGAAGCAGCUGUUAUUGAGAGGGAAGCUCUACUAAACAAGAGAGAGCAAGAGUUACUUGAUUUUCAAGAAAAACUGACAGGCAAGGAAUCUGUUGAAAUUCGGAAAGUUAUUGCCAAUCAUGAGAUUGUUCUGAAAACAAGAAAGUCAGAAUUAGAAGCUGAGUUGGAGAUGAACUGCAAAUUGGUGGAAGAUGAAAUUGAGGCCAAGAGACGAGCUUGGGAAUUGAGGGAGUUGGAUCUUAAACGACGGGAGGACAUGUUGAGUGACAGGGAACAUGACUUAGAGGUUCAGUCAAGGACGUUGGCUGAUGAGGAGAAAGAUGUGGCAGAGAAGAUGAAUAUUCUUGAUGAGAGAGAAAGAAGUCUUAUUGCUGCUGAGAAGGACAGUGAAUUAAGGAGAGCACUUCUACAGCAAGAAAAAGAAGAGAUUAACAAAAUAAAGUUAGAACUCCAGGAGUCUUUGAAUUCCUUAGAAGACAAAAAGAAACAAAUUGAUUGUGCAAAGGAGAAACUUGAGACUAUGGCAUGUGAAACAAAUGAGCUCUCGGUUUUGGAGAUGAAACUUAAAGAAGAGGUUGAUAUGGUCAGGGCUCAGAAAUUGGAACUUAUGGCUGAAGAAGACAGAUUGAAGGUUGAAAAGGCUAAGUUUGAAACUGAAUGGGAGUUGAUUGAUGAAAAAAGGGAAGAACUGCGGAUGGAAGAUGAGCAUAUAGUUGAGGAGAGGCAAGCUGUUUGUAGGUUACUCAAGGAUGAGCGGGAUAGCCUAAUACUAGAGAAGGAAACAAUUCGAGAACAACAUGAGCGAGAUGUUGAGUCGCUUAACCAUGAACGGGAGGAAUUCAUGAACAAGAUGGAGUAUGAGCAUUCAGUGUGGUUCAACAAAAUUCCGAAGGAACAUACAGAUUUCUUGUUGGGUAUUGAAAUGCAGAAGAUAGAGCUGGAGAGCAUUAUAGAGAAAAGGCGAGAAGAGAUAGAAAGUUAUUUAAGGGAUCAAGUGAAAGCCUUUGAGAUAGAAAAGAAAAUUGAACUUCAACAUAUUGUUUCUCUUAAGGAGAAAGCAGCAAAAGAGUUGGAGCAGGUUGGUUUCGAAAUGAAGAAGCUUGAUUCUGAGAGAACAGAGAUAAAUUUAGACCGUGAGCGAAGGGACAGGGAAUGGGCUGUGCUGAAUAAAUCCAUUGAGGAACUUAAGGAUCAAACUCAGAAAUUGGAAAAACAGAGGGAAUUAUUACAUACAGAAAGAGAGGGGGUUUGUGCUCAGAUUGAACACCUGAAAAGAUUGGAAGAUUUGAAGCUUAUGUUGGAUAACAUGGAAGUGGCUAAGAUACAACAGUCAAACAUGGAGUCUAGCCUGCAGAAAAUCUCUGCAAUAAGAUAUUUGAGAAGUCACUCCUCUGUAAAAGAUACUGAUCUGGUUUCACAUGAAAGAGAAGAUACUACAAACAAUGGAAAAAGACUUGAUUCUCCAUCUAUGCAAAAAUCAGUUGUUGAUUCUGCUCGUUUCUCUUGGAUCAAACGUUGCACUGAACUGAUAUUCAAAAGUUCUCCUGAGAAGCCCUUGUUGAAGAGUGAAGAAAAGUCUCUGAUAUCCAAUAAUGAUGAUGCAAUUUUGGCUUCUGCUGGCAAAUUGUAUUCUUCCAGUGGAUAUCAUGGACAAAAGCUGAAAUCAAUCGAGAGUUCUGGCAACAGACAGCCAAUGAGAUAUGCUAUUGGUGAACCAGAGGUGACACCUGAACCCCCUGAAGAUGAAACUGCCAAGGGAAAACGUGAUAAAGAAUCUGAAACAAAGAAAGAUGCUAAUGAAGAGAUUGCUCCCUCAUUUUCUGAACAAGCACGUCCUGCUGGAAGGAAAAGGAGAGUUAAAAACUCUCCUUUGGAUGUUUCUACUGAUCCCGAGCCAGAGCAAAGACAGAACAUUAAAAGGAGGAGGCAACAAAAGUUUAAUCCAUUUUCUAUUGUCAGUGUGACUUCAACCAAGAUCAAUGCACCAGAAGAUCAGCAUUUAACUGAAGGUGCUGAAGAUGCUGAUGUAGUAAUUGCAGAAAGAAUCAUCAAAAUUUUUUAUCAAUGA